UAUGAGAAGCCCAAUUUCUAUUUAUUUAGGGCCCAUAUUUGAUAUUAAGCAAGGCCCAACUCUCUUGUUCUUUUUCUCUCACUGUGUGCAACCAAACUCAUCUUUCUUCUUCAAUUUCCGGCCGACCGCCGCCUAUCGCAUCUCGCCGUCCUCGUUACGCGGCCACCUCUCGCCGUUUGCGCGUCUCCAUCCAUCCGACAUAUUCAGCUUCUUCUUGGGUGUAGUAAAGAUGGUGGAGACGCUUUUUGAAGAUAUAUUUCGCAUUGAUGCAAUAGACCCCGAUGGAAAAAAGUUUGACAGGGUCUCUCGCAUUUCUGCUAGGAGUGAGCAGUUUGACAUGCUGAUGCACCUUGAUGUCAACACUGAGAUUUAUCCUAUGCGUGCUGGGGAGAAGUUCAUGAUGGUAUUAGCAUCCACUCUGAACUUGGACGGAACGCCCGAUUCUGGUUACUACACUCCGGGUAACAAGAAAUCACUUGCAGACAAGUUCGACUAUGUCAUGCAAGGAAAAUUGUACAGAAUCUCCGAGGAAUCGAGAGAGAAGCAAGUUAAGGCGGAUAUUUAUGUCUCGUUUGGUGGACUUCUGAUGAUGCUCAAGGGGGACCCUUCCAUUGCUGCUAGAUUUGAGCUUGAUCAGAAGCUGUUUAUUCUAAUUAGGAAGGUGUGAAUUACAGAGCAAUGGAAAUGCCUCAACUUUCACAAGGGCAAACUUGUUCAAAACAUGCUCUUGGCUAACUGUAUUCGGCUUUAGAUUGGCAUGUAGUGUUUAUGUGAGGAGCUUAUUAAGGAAAAGAAUGAUUAUAUGUUAACGUAACUUGUGGAUUAUUGUGUGAGCAUUUUCAACCACUUUCUAAACAUGUGUUGUGCAAUAACUUUCCCUGGAAGGUUUAAGCUGAUUCUAUUUGAAGAUUCUCCUUUUAUA
Molecule: messenger RNA, 922 nt
Organism: Salvia miltiorrhiza (redroot sage)
Lineage: Eukaryota; Viridiplantae; Streptophyta; Magnoliopsida; Lamiales; Lamiaceae
Product: DNA-directed RNA polymerases II and V subunit 8A-like
Exons: 5
Coding region: 2-667 (221 amino acids)
Biological process (GO): DNA-templated transcription
Cellular component (GO): RNA polymerase I complex; RNA polymerase II, core complex; RNA polymerase III complex
Molecular function (GO): DNA-directed RNA polymerase activity
Source: RefSeq, a predicted model, not a curated record